AUGGGUUACCAAACAUUGGAAAUACUUCGCCAAGGUGUUUGGGCAUCCUUUACUGGGGGUUGGUUUUAUGAUCCCCGUCAAGAUCACUUUUGCAAUAUAGCUCAUUUGUAUAUAUGGCUGCUACUAUUAUGUCUGCCUUUUGGGCUGUAUAUGUGCUGCAUGCCAUCUUUGAUCAUGUGGGCCAUAUACUGUGUUAUUAUUGGAGUAGUGUUUACUACACUAAAAAUCGUGAACGUACAGAUGCAUAAAAUGUUUGAUAUUGGAGUCUAUUGGGAAGAAUCCAGUGACGAGUCUGGUAAAUCAGAUGACAUUGAAGGAGAUGCUAUUAUUUUACCGGAAAAGGCACCUAAAAAGGAAACUGAACAAAUUGAGAUGACUGUCUUGAAUUCCCGUCGUGAUGGGGAAACUCCGCCUGUUCAAUGCAGCUCUCGCAAUUCAUAUGUUGAAGGUCCAAUCAAAAGCAACAUUUCUUCUCACGUUGAUUCAAUGGAACUACUUAAUCGACUGAUGAAUUCACAGUUUGAUCCGAAACCUUGCGGUAGUACUAUUGAUCUUGAAGUUGAUGUCCAUCAUCGAGAAAGUUCAGGAAGCUCUGGUGCUGCUUCAGUCAAACAAAGCGUAUCUGAACAAGCUCAACAAGAUAAAGAAAACAAUGAUGGACUUGCAUCUGAUCUUGUUGCUGAAGUAAUGCAGCAAGUGGCUGCAUCAGAAGUGAGAUGUUGGAAUGCAGAAAUGGCCAAAAAUAAUAUGCAAGAGAUGACAACCCUAAUGUCUGCACUUUCCAAUAACAACUGUCAGGAUCAAAUAGGACUUGCCCAAGAGACAGCAGUUUCUUCUAGUUCCGUAUAUAUUCUUUCAGAUUCUCAUCACACUAGUUAUCUUCCAAGUGCUUUGAGUCUUUCCUCUAGUUCCAGUUCAGAAGCAUUGCUCAAGGGUACCAGCUCUGUUGAGUUGGGUUUCAUGUCACAAGAUCCCAGCAUCCGUGCUGCUGAAAUUGCCAGAAGCCGCAACCGGAGCCAAGCUCGCAUGGAGAGGGACAAACGUGUGGUUAGAAGAGCUCACAGUGAGCUCGAAACAUGUCCAGAAAAACCGUCUCCCAGUGUCCCCCCUUCGCACCCAGUCAGUCUCGAAAUGAUUGGCCGGAGCAGCAGCAGUGGGAGUGGCAUCGGUGCCAGACCUGUGAUGCCUUUGAGAAGUGUCGAGUUUUUGCGACCUAGCUUUAGUGAAGCGAUAAAACCCAUUGUGGAACUGAGUGACGAACAUCAAGCUUGUUGUGCGGACAAUAAUCGAACUACUAAUUCUUCUGCAUCUGCCAUCCCGACAUUUGAAUCCAGUUGCACGCAAGAUGAAGAAAGCACAUCCGCAUCGAACUGCUCGCUGGUGAGGCAUCGUUCUCUAGAAACGGCAGGAUCCGUCAAGCACAUGAGAAGGUUCUCGGCGCGUAGUAGCCGAUCUUUAGGAAUUUCUGAAGAACUGUGCCGUGCAAGACAACCUGCGUGCCAGAAAAGUUCUAAUUGUGUAAAUAGUCCUUCUGGAGAACAGCAGUGUGUUCCAACUGUUACAGAAACUGACAAAAUGAAACACAGCAAAGAGAAGUCUGCUGUGAACUUCAUCAUACCAGUUCAGGAUGAUAAAUCAAAUAAAGUCGACGGUUCUGUUCCGAAGCCAGGACAUUGUGGAAGUGGAGCUUCUUCUGUUUCUAGUGAAACUCUUUCCAUAUCUUUGCCCGAUAGCAAUGAUAGUCAUUACACUCUUGUGUAUAAACCAGCUUGUUGCUAUGAACGAGCUCAGAAUCCUUAUUCUUGGAAUGACUCAAAGAACUGCCCUUCUCCUGCUCCAUCAGAGAGCAGUAGCAUUGCAGGCUUUGAUUGGCUGUUUAAUUCUUCUGCAAAUCUAGCUUUGUCAAACUUAUGUUCUAACAAAGAUGAUGACAAUGUAGAAAACAUCAGCCCAGACAGUCAAUAUUCCAAAAGCAAUUUUGACGGCCAAUCAGACAGCACGGUCUCUUCUCCCGAUGAAACUACACCUUUAGAGUCUAGCUCUAACCAACGAUCUCAAGGUGCUAUUCCUAAAUAUCGCAGAAGUGACGGCUCCAUGAAGGAAAAAAAUGGUAAGCAACCCUUACAAGGUCCCAUAUCUCCCUCCGAAAGAGGCUUGCUUAGGCGGCGUCUGCUUGAAAUUCUCAGUAAAACAGAUCCUUUUGAAUGUGAAUACGAACUUCGGCAAUUAAAAAGGGAGUUGGACAUGAAAAGAAAAAUGCCAUCUGAUGGAAAUGUACAAACUAGUGAAAGUAGCCCGACCAAAGAAAUUCCUGUUCCAAAGCGUCCUAAACUUUUAGCUCGCAGACGGAGAACCCCUGAAGGUGUUCCAGAAAUGGAUUCUCUUUUGCCAGGAACUACAGAUGAUGGAGAAGACAGUAGUAGCACGAGCUGGAUGUCUCCAAAAAAGCAGUCCACCCAAGGUCCUCCUGCCUACUUAUUGGCAAACCUGCUAUCAACUCCAGGCACUCAUCUUGCAAAUUCUCAUAAUGACACGUCACCUGGAGCCAUUCAUUGCUUUCAAGAUGAGCAUGGCAAUUGGUUGACAUAUACAUUUGAUGAAAACAGCACUGGAAUUGCAAGAGGCCUUAGCACUGCCGCUGAUGUAAAAUUGCUGGAAUUCAUGAUGGAUUCAACAAAGUGGGAAACUGUCUCUCAUUCGUCUUCUAGUUCUCAUUCCACAGUCAUUUUGGACAGUCCUACAGCAGUCCUGCAUGGAAACAAAGCAUCCAACCUUCUGUUUCCAAGUCUUGAGUAUGAACAGAACUCUUCUGAUGUCAUGACUUCUGUCCGCUCACUAGCUUCAAGCGGCCGAAGGUCCAAUACCCAUCGUGCACCAUACUUCGACAACCGUUACACUUCCACUGGUGGGAUACCUACGAACUUAUCAAACUUAUCACAAGUGGCAAGCUCACAAGCAGGAACUGACACAGAUAUUGCUUGUGGUCGAAUUCGCUUUCAGGACAUGAGCCGCAUUCGAGCCCCUAAACCAAAGCAUUACUACCGAUAUUGGGUUCUUCCUUUUAAAUAUAUUAAAAUUCGCUUCGAUAGGCUGGCACUGUUAGCCCUGCUGGACAGGAACCUAACAGUGACAGAAAAUGUUAUAUCUGUGCUGUUGGCAGUGCUGGUUGCUGCCCUUGGUGCUCUCAGCCUCUCAAGAAAUUUAUUUGAAGAUAUGUGGAGUUUUGUAUUUUGUUUCAUUAUUGCAAGCUGCCAGUACACGUUGCUCAAGAGUGUUCAGCCUGAUGCUGCAUCACCUACUCAUGGCUACAAUAAGGUUAUCUUGUACAGUCGUCCAGUGUACUUCUGCCUUUGUUGUUUCCUGAUCAAUGCAUUUCAGACAAGCAUUGAUUACAGGCUGAGUUUGCCACCUGUAACCCUGUAUGGGAUUGUUUUACUGUCAAGUGAUCUCAUUAUAAAAGCCAAAGAUAUUGCUAUUGUUUUUGUGUUAUUUUUUCCUGUGAUCUUCAGCUUGGGUUUGUUACCUCAAGUUAAUACAUUCCUUAUGUACUUGAUUGAACAGAUUGAUAUUCACAUAUUUGGAGGAACAGCAAGUACAAGUUUAGUAUCAGCAUUUUAUUGCUUAGUCCGAAGUUUAGUUUCAGUUGCAGUAUUAUAUGGACUUACUUAUUUUGCCCUUAAGGAACCUCAUAAUCCAUCUCAAAACAUAAUGUUUUCUAUAUACUGUGGGUUUUUAGUCUCUAUGUGCUAUCAUUUAAGCCGAAAUGCAAGCGACCCUACAGUGUUAUGGUCUUUGAUAAAGAGGCAUUUGUGGUCAGAAGAUACACAAAAGAAAGGCAAAGAAGAUGAUGGUACAGAAUUAGUAGAUCCUUUACCAUUAAAGCUACAAAACACAGUGCUGACGAGGCUACGUUCCGAUGCCAUUCUGUGUGUUUUUAUUGCCAUAUUUGUGUUUGCUAUACAUGUGAGCACUGUUUUUUCUGUCCUUCAGCCUUAUUUACAUUCUACUAUUCAAAUUGCUUGCACAGUGUGGGGUUUUUUAUUACACUACAUUAUACCUCAAAUGAAAAAGCAGUUACCUUGGUUAUGUUGUGCACAUCCUGUUUUCAAAGCUCAUGAAUAUGAACAGUUUGAAGUUAGAGAAGCUGCCAAGGUGAUGUGGUUUGAAAAAAUUCAAGUUUGGAUGUGGUUUGUGGAGAAAAAUGCACUCUACCCUCUGCUUUUUCUCAGUGCCUUGACAAUAGAUGCUUUCGACAUUGUUGGAAAUUUUGGAUUGUUUGUGGGCUCCUUAGUUGUGGUAGUGUGCAGUUUCAAGUGCCUGCGCAGUGCCUUUUGUGAUUCUUCUCAUCAUUAUCUUGUCCUCAUUUUCAUGAACUUAUUCUUCAACUUUGAUUUUCGGGGAUUCAAAGAGCCAUUCUUAAUAAAUUUUUUUGUUUUUUCCAUCGUUUUCAGCAAACUGUAUGAGUUUCUGUUAAAAGUGAGAUUCAUCAUAAUAUAUAUUGCUCCAUGGCAAAUAACUUGGGGUUCAGCUUUUCAUGCUUUUGCUCAGCCAUUCAGUGUGCCUCAUUCUGCCAUGUUGUUUGUCCAAGCUGCAAUAUCAGCCAUAUUAUCAACACCUCUAAGUCCCAUCUUGGGUAGUGCCAUCUUUUUCACUUCUUACGUUCGUCCAGUGAAGUUUUGGGAAAGAGAUUACAACACAAAGCGUGUUGAUCAUUCAAAUACAAGGCUAUCUUCUCAGUUGGAAUGCAACCCAGGGGCUGAUGACAACAAUCUGAAUUCCAUCUUUUAUGAACAUUUGACACGCUCUCUGCAACACUCACUGUACGGAGAUGUUAUCCUUGGAAGGUGGGGUGCAGUGGAACAAGGAGACUGCUUUGUUUUGGCUUCAGAUAAUCUGAACUGCCUGGUGCAUGUAAUCGAGCUGGGAAAUGGACUUGUCACAUUUCAAGUAAGGGGGUUAGAAUUUCGAGGCACAUAUUGCCAGCAACGAGAAGUUGAAGCAAUUAAUGAAGGAGUUGAUGAAGAUGAAGGUUGCUGCUGUUGUGAACCUGGUCAUCUUCCACAUUUGCUUUCUGUGAAUGCUGCUUUCAAUCAACGAUGGCUUGCAUGGGAGGUUACAGCUUCGAAAUAUGUCAUUGAGGGUUACAGUAUCUCUGACAACAGUGCGGUGUCAAUGUUGCAAGUUUAUGAUCUUAGAAAAGCUCUCAUCACAUAUUAUGUAAAGAGUAUAGUGUAUUACACAGUCAACAAUUCCAAGCUUGAAGAAUGGCUUCACUCUGAGCAUAUCCAAGAAGCUUUGAGGUCAACUCUAGACAAAAAUUAUGCAGAUUUGGACCCAGUGUUUAACAUGACAGUUGAUGAAGACUAUGACUUCAGGGCCUCUGGUGUCUCCAGGAAUAGCUUCUGUAAUGUGUAUCUCGAUUGGAUUCAAUUCUGCAUUUCAAAAAAUAAAUUUUCUAUAAAUAGUUCUAAAGAUUCACCUCUGGUGUCACUUUGCUUCGGUUUAAGUCUAUUGGCACGACGAGUACUUGGAACUGCUUCUCAUAACUCAUUUGCCAGUGUGGAUUUUCUUUUAUACGGCUUACACGCCUUAUUCAAGGGGGAUUUCAGAAUCACAUCAGUGAGAGACGAGUGGGUGUUUCAGGACAUGGAUCUCCUACGUAGGGUCAUUGCUCCUAGUGUGCGUAUGGCACUCAAACUUCACCAGGACCAUUUCAUGUCGGCAGAUGAGUAUGAAGAGCAUGCCACAUUGUAUGAUGCUAUUAGUACUUAUGAGAAAACAAUGGUCAUAACCCAUGAAGCUGAUCCAGCUUGGAGAAAUGCAGUUCUAUCUAGUGUUCCUUCUUUGCUAGCUUUAAGGCAUAUUUUUGAAGAUGGUUGUGAUGAAUACAAAAUCAUUAUGUUAAACAAAAGAUUUUUAAGCUUCCGUGUGAUCAAGAUAAAUCGUGAGUGUGUUCGUGGCCUAUGGGCUGGACAGCAACAAGAGCUUGUUUAUUUGAGGAAUCGUAAUCCAGAGCGAGGCAGCAUCCAAAAUGCCAAGCAAGCUCUGAGAAACAUCAUCAACUCAUCAUGUGAUCAACCUAUUGGAUAUCCUAUUUAUGUAUCUCCUCUCACUACCUCUUAUGCAGAAACUAGUGACUUACUGAGCAGUAUCAUUGGUGGACCCAUCAGCAUUAGUUUGUUUAAAAAAGUUAUCAUACAUUUUUGGAACAGGUUACGUACCAGAUGCGGAGAAGGUUGUUCCAGUGGUGGAACGGCUCGCUGUAGUGAUGAUGGAUUUAUACGAGAUUCUGGGACUGUGGGUACAGCCUCUGUCAUUGACAAUGGACCUCCUAGGGGAAGGGGAAGCCAUUCGAGUGGCCAAAGUGGUUCCCGAUCCGGCAGUCAUUCCGGCGAUGCCGCCAGCGACACCGCGAGAAGUGCCGGUCGCACCAGUGCAACCAGCAGCAUAGGCAGAGGUAGCACAGUGGGCAGCCUCGGCAGAAACAGUGCUUCCUUCACCAGGACUAGUUCCGGCAAUGUUGCCGCGGCAGGCGUGGGGAAAGCACCUUCCACCACGCUCGUCAACCUGACUGCAUUUCGUCCCUACAACGGAGACCUGUGUGACUUUGGCGGCAGCAACGGCGUCAAUGCGCCCACCAGUGCCGGCAGUGUGGAAGAUAAUCAGACUGUGACGAUUUUCAACCACUACACCGGUCGAACAGAACACGUGCACGUUUGAUGACGAGCACGCCGUAUCGAUAGCGAUUGGGAGCUCCAUGACUUAGGUGCCUUGUCCUCCGAGUUGCGGACAUUCAAGAUUCAUGACGCAUCAAGAGACAUGAAGACAUUUUGUAAUUAUUUGUACAGUUCAGAUGGGGUAUAUUAGUUGUGCGUAGAUGUGUGUCGUUUGUCGGAAAACUUCCAUUUAUGGUACGAAUGGGAUACGUCCUCAAGCGUGCAACGUGGCAAAUACUAGUCACCGUCAAAAUUUCUUCUGUCUUAUAAUCUCUUUGUUAAACUGGUGGUAUUACCUUCUAAUGAGCUUAGCACAUUUCUGAGGUUCCUUAUUAGAUGCCAAGACACUUUUAACACUACAGUCAUUCCCAUUAAAAUGUCUUAAGAAUAAGAAAUUUGAUUAGUCAAUUAAAAAGCAUUAGGAAAAUAAAUUAAUAGAAAUUGAAAUAUAUAGAGUUAUAUAAAACAUGUAGUGAUUUUUAUAGCAGCAAGCGUAAAUUAAAAUAUUCAUGUGAAAAGAACAAAUUUUAUUUCUUUUAUUCAGUAUAAGCCAAUGUUUAAGUUUUAUUUCAGUGUCACAUGCCAUUUAUUCUAUGCUGUUGGGAGGAGUGGA
Molecule: messenger RNA, 7329 nt
Organism: Uloborus diversus
Lineage: Eukaryota; Metazoa; Arthropoda; Arachnida; Araneae; Uloboridae
Gene: pcx
Product: pecanex-like protein 1
Exons: 39
Coding region: 1-6720 (2239 amino acids)
Biological process (GO): endoplasmic reticulum organization
Cellular component (GO): endoplasmic reticulum; membrane
Source: RefSeq, a predicted model, not a curated record